This is a messenger RNA of Lobosporangium transversale, 1095 nucleotides long. RefSeq lists its product as hypothetical. The transcript has 4 exons. The record is from RefSeq and is a predicted model, not a curated record. Lineage: Eukaryota; Fungi; Mortierellomycota; Mortierellomycetes; Mortierellales; Mortierellaceae. The annotation marks the transcript as partial.
CAAUGGUACGCAAGCGACCGGAUCAAAGUCAUGAAGAUUAUCGAAAAUUGGCAAAAAAUAAGCAUACCAAACGUCAUGAAAUCAGUCAGCAAGCACAAAUCGCCUAUAAGUCGGGCAAUAAAGCCAGAGCAAAAGAGCUUUCGCUAAUAGCAAAGCAGCUUCAACGCGAGGCGGAAACAUACGAUACCAUGGCAAAAGACAUUGUAUUUAAAGCCAAUAAUUCCUCUAGGGCGUCAAAAAGGCUGGAUUUACAUGGUCUCACGGUUAAAGAAGCAGAAGAGGUUGUGUCUGACCGAAUACAGAAGUUUAUCAAGGAUGACCAGAAAAAGAUGACCAUCAUUGUGGGUAAAGGAAAAAACUCAGCGGAUGGUGUCGCUAAGAUCAAACCAGCAAUCAUUAGGUUAUUAGAAAGAUACGAUGUCAAGGCUACGCUCAAUAAGCAGAAUGAUGGAUGUAUCCUCAUCGAGCGUUUACCUGAAAAUGAGCGUUUACCUGAAAAUGAGCGUUUACCUUUGGUCCAGCUUUUGCCUUCAAAUCAGCCUUCGUCUUCAAAGCAACUUGUGCCUUCAGCUCAGCCUUCGUCUUCAAGCUCGCGUUUACCUUCAAAUCAGAGUUCGUCUACAAGCUCGGCAAUGUCUUCAAAUCGACAAUCAUCUUCAAAUCAAUAUCUAUUUACAAGCCAGGAUUCAUCUACCAGCCAGGAUUCAUCUACAAACCAGUAUUCGUAUGAAGGGCGAUGUUCAUCUUCGUUUACAAUACCAUUGCCCUCAUAUCAGCAAUCGUCUUCAAGCCAGUAUUGGUCUACAGGGCAAUAUUCGUCUACAGGGCAAUAUUCGUCUACAGGUCCGUUAUUGACUUCAAGUCGCCUAUCGUCUUCGAGACAGUAUCCAAUAGCGCAGUAUUCGUCUACAAGCCAGUAUUAUUCGUCUUCAAACCGAGCUUCGGACAACCACCAGACUUGGAACAGUCGCUCAUGUUCAGAUGGCAACAGGGCAUCAGUUUGUGCUAUUGUAACCAGUUUAGUUUUGUUUAUCGGUACUUUGCUUUAUUUCCUCCUCCGUUAGAGGACAGGUGACAAACAUUGGUGUGGCAAAG